This is a messenger RNA of Podospora anserina S mat+, 1242 nucleotides long. RefSeq lists its product as uncharacterized. Gene Ontology annotation, molecular function: Rab geranylgeranyltransferase activity. The annotation marks the transcript as partial. The record is from RefSeq and is a predicted model, not a curated record. Gene Ontology annotation, cellular component: Rab-protein geranylgeranyltransferase complex; cytoplasm. The transcript has 2 exons. Gene Ontology annotation, biological process: protein geranylgeranylation. Lineage: Eukaryota; Fungi; Ascomycota; Sordariomycetes; Sordariales; Podosporaceae.
CAGGACCUCGAGCGCAUCCAAAAGUACCGCGACCUCGAAUCCCACCUCCGCCAGCUCGUCUCCUCCUCUGAUUACUCCCGCCGCAAAACCUUUGACCUCACCACCACCCUCCUCAAGCUCAACCCGGAAUACUACACAGUAUGGAACGUCCGCAGGCGUACGCUAACUUCUGGCUUAUUCUCAAGACGGUCGGAUGGGUGCUCAUGCUCGAGGGCGUGCUCGAGUUCUUCUCGGUCAGACACUACAACAACGUGUUCCGACGAGUCAUCGUGCUCUUAUUCGACAAGGACCCCGCACAGCCAAGCUUGCCGGAGGAUUGGGAGGAGUGGUAUAAUAGCUGACCAGGGGUCUGAUGAUACCGCUGUCGCGCAAGAACCAACGGAGCGAGAAGAUGGGGAGGCCCAGAAGAAGGAUCUUGAUAUUAUAACCUCGGAGCUGUCUUUUACUUUUGGGCUUUUGCUCAAGAGCCCGAAAUGCUACUGGAUUUGGUCGUAUCGGCUUUGGACAUUGGAUCAGUCUAUCCUGCUUCUGCCGGUGGAGAAGGCGAAGAAGAUUUGGCAGGACGAGUUGGGACUCGCGAGCAAGAUGCUGUCGAUGGACCGCAGGAAUUUCCAUGCGUGGGGGUACAGGCGGCAUGUUGUCAGCCAGCUGGAGAGCAGGGAGCUGGGCGGGGAUUCGUUGGUGGAGAGCGAGUUUGCGUAUACGGACCGGAUGAUCCGGGCUGAUUUGAGUAAUUUCUCGGCUUGGCAUAGCAGGAGCACGCUGAUUCCGAGGUUGUUGGAUGAGAGGGGGGCGGGGGAGGAUGAGAGGAGGGCUUUUUUAGAUGCCGAAUUGACCCAAAUCCGAGAAGCGCUCAAUGUCGGCCCCGACGAUCAGUCACUGUGGUAUUAUCACCAGUUCCUUGUCGACAACCUCGUCAAUCCAGUUAGGCGUCCCACCAUUGUCCCGACCUUGACGGUAGAUCAGAGAGUGGACUACCUCUUGAAAGAAAUCACGGAAAUCAAGGAUCUGCUAGAGGAUUAUGAGGAUGUGAAGCUGAUCCAUGAGGCGUUGUUGGAAUACACGCUUGGGUUGUGUCAGCUGGAGAAGAGGAAACCUCUUGAGCAUGAGAGGCAGGAUCUGAUAUCUUGGGUGAAGAAGUUGAAGGAGUUGGAUCCGAUGAGGAUGGGGAGGUGGGUCGAUUUGGAGAGGGAUUAUGGGUUGACUGAGUUGCUUCCUGGCGGGGGGGGUGGGUUGUUAUGA